Striga hermonthica is the source of this 504-nucleotide messenger RNA. The record is from the annotation of a GenBank genome assembly. NCBI's taxonomy places the organism in Eukaryota, Viridiplantae, Streptophyta, Magnoliopsida, Lamiales, Orobanchaceae.
AUGGAGAAUUUGCUGGGUUUACUGAAAAUAAAUGUUGUAAGAGGAGUAAACCUUGCGAAGAGGGAUGCACGAAGUAGUGAUCCCUACGUGAUUGUUAAGAUGGGCAAGCAGAAAUUAAAGACUCGUGUGGUGAAGAACAAUGUUAAUCCUGAGUGGAAUGAAGAACUCACACUAUCAAUUUCCGAUCCACAUCUACCGAUCAAGUUGCAAGUUUAUGAUAAGGAUAUGUUGAGCCUAGACGACAAAAUGGGGGAUGCAGAGUUCGAACUUAAUCCAUUUCUAGAAGUCGUUAAGAUGCACCUGGAGAAGGAGAACCUUCCUAAUGGGACCAUAAUUACAAAGAUUAAGCCAAACAGGGAAAACUGUUUAUCCGAAGAAAGCUCGAUUGUUUGGGAAAAUCGUGAAGUUAUCCAAAAUAUGUUUCUGAGGCUUAGAAAUGUCGAGUGUGGUGAGAUUGAACUCAAGUUAAAGUGGGUCAGAAUUCCGGGCUCCAGGAGCUUGUAG